This is a messenger RNA of Dicrocoelium dendriticum, 2640 nucleotides long. Lineage: Eukaryota; Metazoa; Platyhelminthes; Trematoda; Plagiorchiida; Dicrocoeliidae. The record is from the annotation of a GenBank genome assembly.
CAAAGAAGAGUGCAGGCCCGAAAUGAAUCGCAUCGCGCUCACAAGGGCAGCAUGCAUUGGAUAGAGACUAUUAUGCCACUGCAAGUGAGUAGGGAGUAUCAAAGAUUAUGUCAACUAAAUGAACAGCAUGACAUCACUGAGUGGCUGUAUAUGCGCACCCUAGACAGCGUAUCAAUUUUGUUUGCGGAUAUUGUGGGUUUUACCAAACUAAGUUCUCGUCUCACGGCGCUUCAAAUUGUCGUCUUGUUGGGUGACCUGAUGAAACAGUUUGAUGAGGUAUGUGAAGCUACGCAUUAUGAAAAAUUGGGCACACUUGGAGACUGUUACUACUGCAUGGCAGGAAGUCAAGAUUUUAGUAUUUCCCACGCUGUGUGCUGUAUUGAGAUGGGCAUGUGCAUGUGUGACAUUUUGAAGGCAUUCAAUGCCGAACGUCAACAUUCAGUGAACGUACGUAUAGGAAUUCACACUGGGAUCGCUCACGCUGCCAUUCUUGGAUUUGAGAGAUUCCGCUAUGAUGUCUACUCCUACGAUGUACGUAUUGCGAACGAACUUGAGUCCACCGGGAAACCCGGUUUCAUCCAUAUCAGCCAGGCGACGUACGACGAGGUAAAAGACGUAUACAUCGUCACACCCGGUCCAGACUUGGUGGUCGAUAAGCGCGAACAGUCGUUUUUGCUUGACGGAUCCGCUGCAUCAGUGAGUAUCCCGACUUAUUUCAUUGAACCACAAGCCAGAUUGCUACGCGUCAGGAGUAUUUACCAUGGAUAUGCGCACCCGCGUAAUAGAUCAAUCUAUGACUCCACACAGGAGCAGUCAGAGCCAAGCGCGUUAGAGUGGAGCUCUUCCGAUUCUACCGACAUCACAGAGAACUCAGAUUCUUCAUUUGAUAGCACCGACAGUAGCGGUGAAUGGUAUGAAUUCGAAUUAUCCCCUGAGGCACUUGCUGACAUUAAGUUAAGCCAUCAGACAAAUGCGCUUCAUCUGAGGCGAGAUAUGGAACACAUUCAAGACUUGCGUACUGAUCCGGCAAAGCAGCGUCUUUUGUUUCAGUCACCUCCGGUCGACCCUGUGCUUCUGCAAUUCGUGAAUUCUGAAAUCGAGUGGCAUUAUCAGCAACAUUUGCGCUCCAACAUCGGACCAACAUACGUGGAUUCGGAGAAACUGGCUCGUACAGUUGACGCGAUUAUUUAUUUAUGUUCACGUUGCUGCUGUCUAGCAUCGGACUUUUUAACCAAUUUGAUGCUCGGCAAAUCGUCGUUUGCUGUGUGGCACUUUGCAUAGCUUGCAUUAUCUUUGGAACGCUGUGGUUUCUUGGAACAUUUCAUGCAGAUAGUAUUGGUAACGUCUGGUUGAAACAGUACUAUCGGUUUGCUUCACAUCCAAUCGUUCGAGAAUGCUACCUUGGUCUAUUUACCUUUCUCCCUACGAUACUUACGACAACAUUCAGGUACAACACCGUUGGUGAAAAUGCGGCCACACGAAUGUACUUGUUUGCAGCUUUCAAUUAUAUUAGUAUCCUUGUGCACGUGAUCCCAUCUUCGUCCGCUUCCUGGGCCAGAGGUUUGAGUUGCAUUCUCAGUUUCGUCACGCUGAUUAUUACAUUUAUCUUCUAUUUACACCACCUACCCAGAGGACAAUUCUGCUUAACUAACCUUUACCUCGUUUGUGGGGUUCACGUACACAAGUGGAUGAUUGUGCACAUAUAUCAUUUGCUUUGUUGCAGCUUGUUGGUGAUCAUAGUUGCGAGAGAGAUGGAGCGAACAUGCAAGCUAUGUUUCUUUGUACAUAGAGAGGCACAAAUCGAAAGUGAGGCAUCCGAGAAGGCCAUCGCCGAGGCCAAUGAAAUGUUGUUUAACAUUGUUCCAGCCUACGUGUUCGAAGAGCUAAAGGAGACUAGAAAGGGAGAUUUGACCAAAAACCAAGGCACACUUCAUUAUGCUGUUGCCCAUCCGUUGGUGGGUGUUGCCUUCAUCUCUGUCUCGAACUUUUCUCCACACCGUACCGGGAGGAUUUAGGUGGCGCGGAGCGGUCCCUCCGCUUAUUACACACUUAUGUGUGCAUUCGACAAGCUGCUACAUCAUCCAAGUGCGAAGGGUGUUGAGAAGAUUAAGUCCAUGAACGAGAAUUACAUGGUUGCUGCGGGUUUGAAUCGUAAAGAAGUGGCGAAAAAUGCGGACAAACUGAGUCACUUGUGUGCCCUGAUGAGGUAUUGUUUCUUGCUGCGAAAAGUGCUUCAGGAAAUUCGUAUUUACGACCGCACGGGAGUAGCGUUUCUGAAAGCAAAAAUUGGUUACAAUUGUGGCCCGGUUACUGCCGGCAUUAUCGGAACCAAGAAGUUACAUUACGACAUAUGGGGUGAUACGGUGAACGUAGCCAGCCGUAUGUGCUACACUAGUGUGCCAGGGCCGAUUCAAGUUACAGAGGAUGUGAAAAAUUUACUGAGAACCCGUUUUAACUUUGCGUAUCGUGGGGAAUUUUUUGUGAAAGGAAAAGGAAUAAUGAAAACAUAUACGUGCGAAGGUUUUAUUACAAAGGACCUGUAAGCAACUUCCCCUGAUGAAAUUGCAUCCUUUAUCCAUUACCUACUGUUAAUCACUACACCUUUUUUCUAAAUUCCUGCUAAAUUGUUGCCUUUGAUAA